Lingula anatina is the source of this 4791-nucleotide messenger RNA. RefSeq lists its product as uncharacterized. The record is from RefSeq and is a predicted model, not a curated record. NCBI's taxonomy places the organism in Eukaryota, Metazoa, Brachiopoda, Lingulata, Lingulida, Lingulidae.
ACAGGUAUAAGACCAUGGCAGCAGCACAGAUAUUUCCAUUUGAAAUACCACGGAAUGAAAAAGAAAAUUAUUUCCGCAUGCACCUGCUCUUAGAACAUGCAACGGACGUGCUUCGAGAUGUUCUCAGGACUCAGCUACAAGCAGCUUAUCCGGGACUGUUUGAUCCCAUUAAAACUGAUAAACUUUUUGACAUACUUGAUAAGCAACAAGUCAAACAUUCCUUGCUUCUGUUGAAAAAGAGAAAGGUAAUAAACUCGAGUCAAAUGAAACUCCUGUACCCCUCUGGCAACCCUUCAACAACUGUGACAACACAGGACUUAGAUAUUACACUUGCAGUUGUUUUCUUAAGAAACAUCACCAAUCUGAACCCUCGUGCUACAUGGGAAAACCCACCAGCUUCCGACACCUCCAUAGAGGCCAACAUUGGUAGAGUGAAGACCUACCGCAAUCGGCUCUCGCAUGGACAUCAUCUUGGCAUCACUGACACAGCAUUUCAGACAGAGUUUGAUGCCCUCAAGCAAGUCCUGCUGUCACUGUCCCCAAUAUAUAGCAGCGAUGAUUACGACAAGCUACUUAUUGUGCCUCUGGAUGCUAAAGUUGCCCCAUGUCAGCUCCUCUCAGUACAGCUACCAGGAAAACUUGCUGACCUUAAAGGCCGUGAAGAAUUGGUGCAACGAAUAAAGCAGCACAUUGCAGGUGAAACCCGACUUGUUCUUCUAACUGGGAUGGGGGGCAUUGGGAAGACAUCGGUGGCUAUCGAGGUCGGGCAUCAAGAACAAAAUGUACUGUAUUUUGAUAUGAGACAAGCCACUAACCUUGAAUCUGUCAAGUUAGCUCUAGUUCAGCACUACCACCCAACACGAUCCCUGAAAGAUUUAUACAGUGAUUAUCAAAAUAUACUCAUACAAACUUUGUCUAGUUUAACUUCAGACACUGUUAUCAUUUUUGAUAACAACGAUGAGGUUAUUAAGUCAAAUUUGCAGGACUUUCACAGCUUGCUUCAGAAUGUUUUAAAUUCAUCAAAGCAUAUCACUUUGUUGUGUACCAGUCGUGAAGCAUUCAGUCUUUUGUCACAUAAUAUGGCUGUUGCAGAAGUACCCCACCUUGAUAAGGCCUCCUCCAUUGAUAUCCUUUGGGAAGGAAAACCCACUAGUCCCACUGAUAGUGAGUCAUUAGUGUUAGGUGAAAUAGCAGAGAAAUGCGGGGGGAACCCCCUUGCGCUCAAAUUAUUAGCAGUUCAACUCAAGAAAAAAACUGCGCAGAGAGUAUUAGAUAGGAUGAAAAACAAAAAUGUUAUUGAAAGCCUUAAGGUAGCAAAUCUUCCAGCUUCUCAAGAAAUGAUGGCAUGUCUGGAUAUGUCUUAUGAAACACUGAAUACUGAAGAACAGAAAGUGUUUCGGGCUUUGCACAUAUUUCCAAUUUCAUUUACCUUGGAAGAAGUUUCAGAAAUGUUAGAAAUAGAUGAGGAUGAAUGUGAAUCUAUCCUUGACAGUCUUUGCAACAAAUCCCUUCUUAGUUCAGAUCCUAGAUUCUAUGAUCUCCACCCCUUAUUGAGAUCUUAUGCAGCGUUUCGAGCUGGAACACAUCAAAAUGAAAUAUCUCGCAUACUAAAUGCGUACUGUAAACUUUACAUGAAACAAAUGCCUGAUCUGGUAUUGGAAUGCGAUAUCAGUUCGUCCAAGGAAACGUAUGAGAAAGUUAAAAAAAUACUGCCACAUUUUAAGGUUAUAGCUAGGUGGCUGUCAGAAGAACUCCAUGAUAAAAAAACGGCAUUAUUACAAGGUAGUCUGUUUUUAAUUGCAUGUAUAUUUCAAAGCGUUUUCUUAUACCCUGAAGCAUUAACCAUACUUCAAAUGUUGGAAUUACGGGAUGAAAAAUAUUUUCUGUUUGAAGGAAUUGGUCCAAUUAUCUAUGUCAAAAUUGGUGAAGUGCUGCAAGGAAUGGGCAACUAUAAAGAGGCGCUUACAUAUUAUGAGAGAUAUCUUAAAAUCCUGAAAGAAAUCUUUGGUGAGAAACACCCCUGUGUUGCAGAGGUGUAUAUUAAUAUCGGUGGUGUACUAAAAAGUAUGGGUCAUUACACAGAGGCACUUAAAUAUUAUGAGAAAAAUCUUGAAGUCCUUGGUGAAGAACACCCUGAUAUUGCUACGACAUACUUGAAUAUUGGUAAUGUACUAUGUGCCAUGGGUAAGUAUGCAGAGGCACUUACAUAUUAUGAAAAAUGUCUUGAAACUCAGAAAAAGAAAGUUGGUGAGAAACACCCUGCUAUUGGUUGGACAUACUCGAAUAUUGGCAGUGCACUACGUGACAUGGGUAAGUACACAGAGGCACUUACAUAUUACGAGAAAUUUCUUGAAAUCACGAAAGAAAUACUUGGUGAGAAACACCCUGGUACUUGUAGGGCAUACCACAAUAUUGGCAAUGUACUAUGUGACAUGGGAAAAUACCCAGAGGCUCUUACGUAUUAUAAGAAAUAUCUUGAAAUCAUGAAAGAAAUACCGGUAGUUGGUGAGGAAAACCCUGAUAACGGGACGACAUACCAGAAUAUUGGUGUUGCACAUUGUGGCAUGGGUAAGUACGCUGAGGCACUUGCAUAUUUUCAGAAAUCCCUUGAAAUAAGGAAAGCAAUAUUUAGCGAGAAAAGCUCUGAGACUGCCGAGACAUACAUUUUUAUUGGUACUGCACUAGAACAUAUGGAUAAGGACCUAGAGGCACUAACAUAUUAUGAAAAAUGUCUUGAAAUUCAGAAAGAAAUACUAGGUGAGAAACACCCUGAUACUGCUAAGGCAUACCAACAUAUUGGCAGUGCACUAUGUAAGAUGGGUAGGUACCCAGAGGCACUUCCAUGUUAUGAGACAUCUCUUAAAAUCAUUAAAGAAAAAUUUGGUGAAAAACAUCUUGCUACUGCUAAGAUAUACCGGGAUAUUGGCAGGGCACAAUACCUCAUGGGUAAGGGCCCAGAGGCACUUCCAUAUUGCAGGAAGUCUCUUAAAAUCAUAAAAGAAAUGUAUGGUGACAAACAUCCUGAUGCUGGAGAGACAUACCUUUAUAUUGGCAAUGCACUAUAUCACAUGGGUAUGUACGCAGAGGCACUUACAUAUUAUGAAAAAUCUCUCGAAAUCUUUAAAGAAAUCUUUGGUCAAAAACAUCCCGAUACUGCUGCGUCAUACCUAAAAGUAGGUCAAACACUAAAUCGCAUGGGUAAGCACUUUGAGGCACUUAGUUGUUAUACGAAAUCCCAUGAAAUCUACGAAGAACAUUUUGGACCCAACCAUGACCAAACAAAGACUCUGGAUAAUAGGGUCUGUGUAAUAAAAAAGUUUCUAUUGAAUAAAGUGCUGAUGAAUAUGAGCAAAUAUCUUGCCAGUGAAUUGAUAGUUAAACGCGAGUUUCACCAAGCAAGUCAGAUUUUAGGUUUUAUUGGUUGGGAUUUCAAUUUUUAUUACAAAUUUUAAUGAAAUCUUUACAAUUUGUUGACGUGCAUGGUGUUCAAUAUAUGUUUCACUUUGGGAUGUUCACGAGUGGGGAUGAUAUCUGAGAUGAUUACUUUUUUAUCAGUGUUUGUCUGUUAGUGAUGUUCGUCACUAAUAAAUCCCCUGUCACACAGGGCUCCGGUGUACGUCAUGCUAAGCCUUACUGUAUGAAUCUAAUAGAGGACGUGCUCUCUGCUACACGAACCCUGUUUCUUCCUUUUUAAUCUACAUCCCAAACAGAUAGGAGCUUCCAGUUUAAACCCGUAGUGCAUCGUCAUAUGUAUAUCAUGUGAUAUAUCCUCAAGACUUUCCAGUUAAAUACGUAGUACAUCCACAUAUCUAUACGAUGUGGUACCUCCCUGUGAUUUUUGUCAAAAUUUUCCAGGCUACAAUAUAUAUAGGUGUACCGUUUUUCCUGACUAAUCUGAUCUUAACAUAUAGUUCGGACUUCACAGAAAUCGAUCAUCUUACCAUGGCAAAGCCACAUUUUCACAUUCAUCCUCAACUAUAUGAUGGAGAUUUGCUUCAUUUAAUUUCAAAGAUCUAAACAAGAACAGUGUUUUUUGGAGGGUUAUAAAGUGUGUUGAACUAUUUCUUGUAUGUCAGACAAAGCAGAUAAUAAGCAUUCGUUUCAACUUAAAGGUCAUUGUUAAAAAAUUGAAAUACACGUACAUUUAACAUUUAGCAAAUGUACAGUCAUCUAGACAUAAGUUCACCAGACCUAACUGGCGCAUAUUACUUUAAAAUUCCACGUCGCUGGCAGAUACAGAUAAGUGACGCUUAGAAUUUCUCUUCUCCCUCCAAGGGGAAAUAUGAGACUCACGAUCAGUUCCUUACAAAAUGGGAAGAAACAACAGACCCUACAACCAAAGCACUGUAACAUUCCGACUUUUUUUUUUUUUUUUUUUUUUUUUUUUUGCAUAUCAAUAUAUUCAGUUAAAUGAUGACAUUAUGGGUCUCCUACCUGCUACGAUAUCUUGAAUCUGCCAGCGCACGUGGUUUUAUAUCCAAGUGUUCUUAUCAAGUUUUAAGGUUGAACAGUUUUAUUUGUUGUUUGUUUUUGAUUAACAUGCUGCUUUUCGUUGGUCAAUAGCUUAAGAGCUAAUUAACUAAAUUUAUCAACUAAAAUUUGAUCUGCUGGCUGGUAAAUUAAGUUAAUUUAUCUGUACCUAUUGAUAAAUGAAACUGUGUUUGUUUAUCAAGUUUUAAUGUUAUCUAACAACACGUAUUCUGAUAUAUACCCUUAUCAGGCAUAAUUCAACAGCCGAUUUGCUUUGUUCACUUGUGUUAUUGUAAUGUCAGAUGUGUGAUGAAUAUUAAG